Messenger RNA from Melozone crissalis (California towhee), 1387 nucleotides. RefSeq names its product perilipin-3-like. Gene Ontology annotation, cellular component: lipid droplet; cytosol. The record is from RefSeq and is a predicted model, not a curated record. The coding region runs from base 89 to 1330 and encodes 413 amino acids. The transcript is spliced from 8 exons. Gene Ontology annotation, biological process: lipid storage; positive regulation of triglyceride storage. Lineage: Eukaryota; Metazoa; Chordata; Aves; Passeriformes; Passerellidae.
CCCCGCGGGUCAGGGCUGGGCGGGGCCCGGGGUCGCGAUCUCGGCCGGGGGUCGCGACAGAACCCCACCCCCACCCCCCGCCGCUGCCAUGUCGGCCGAGAGCGCCGCGGUGCCGGCCGAGCCCGGGCCGGACACACAGAGCGUGGUGAGCCGCGUGGCCGGCCUGCCCCUGGUGAGCUGCGCCUGCGGGGCCGUGGCCGCGGCGUACGGGCGCACCAAGGAGCGGCACCCGAGCGUGGGCUCCGUCUGCAGCGCGGCCGAGAACGGCCUGAGGACCCUGACAGCGGCGGCGGCCAGCGGGGCCCAGCCCCUCCUCACCCGGCUGGAGCCCCAGAUUUCCACCGCCAACAGGUUGGCCUGCAGAGGGCUGGACAAGCUGGAGGAGAAGCUGCCCAUGCUGCAGCAGCCCCCCGAGAGGGUGGUGGCCGGGACCAGGGCGCUGGUGUCGGGCACGGUGAGCGGGGUGGCAGCGAGGACGCGCUCGGCGCUCGGGGCCGUGGUUGGCACCCGCGUGGGGCGGCUGCUGGCCUCGGGCGUGGGCACCGUGCUGGGCAAGUCAGAGCAGCUGCUGGAUCGGUACCUCCCCGGGAUGGACCAGGAGCCGGAGGUGACCAUGGGCACGGAGGUGGCCCCGCAGGAGCGGCAGAGGCGGUGGCAGAGCUACUUUGUCCGCGUGGGCUCCCUGUCAGCCAGGCUGCCCCACCGGGCCCUGCGGCGCUCGCUGGGCGACCUGCAGCGGGCACGGCUCCGUGCCCAGCGGCUCCUGGGCCAGCUCCACCACGUCAUCCGGCUGAUCGAGGAGGGGCAGCAGGGCACGGACGGGCCCUGGCACAGCGCCCGGGAGCACCUGCACCAGCUGUGGCUGGAGUGGAGCCAGCAGGACACGGUGCCCAUGGAGGACAGCGAGGUGGAGGCUCGCACUCUGGCCAUGCUCCAGGGGCUCCUGCAGCAGCUCCACGCCGCCUGCUCCCACCUGGCCGCGGGCGCGCGGGCGUUCCCCAGCAGCGUGCAGGAGACGGCGGGACGCGUCCGGCUCGGCGUGGAGGGCGUCCAGGCCUCCCUGGGCAGCGCCCGCUCCUUGCAGGAGCUGUCGGGGCCGGCGCUGGCGCGGAGCAGGGAGGCGGUGACGCGGGCGCAGCUCGGCCUCGAGGGGCUGCUGGAGCACGUGGGGCAGCACACGCCCCUGCCCUGGCUCCUGGGGCCCUUCGCCCCCGCGCUGGUGGAGUACCCGGAGGACGUCCCGGUGGACAUGUCCAAGUGGGAGGGCUGUGUCACCGUGGGGGGGACGCGCCGGGUGCCCGCUGCCCCCCAGCUCUGCGGCCGGCACUGAGGUGUCGCUGAGCUGGGGCACCCGCCCAGGGGCGUGAACCCCAAUCCCAUCGGGAAU